AGACAUCUUAAUAUGCACUAGAUACUCUGUACAUCCUAAAUUAGUAUCGGAUUCAAAGUUUUGAGAUGUGUUAUUUCACGUUUGUGUAAUAAAUGCCCUGGGGCCGAGAGCAGCCGGAAGUGACGUCGCCAAUAUUCUCCGGAUUAUCCGUGAGUGCGGUCACGAGAAGCAGAAGCAGCUGUGGGAGAAUGAGGAACUGAAAACGGCCUCGUCACGUCUUUUCCAGCUGCUACGUUACGACACAGGGCAGGCAGGAUCCUCGGGAACGUCGUCGGGUCCUCCCGAGGGGAUCGUGCGCCGCCUUGCCGACCCCGGGACGCUGGGAGGCGGGGUCCGGCGGCUUGCUGCAGGGUGGCCGGAGAGUGGACAUGUUCUCCGUGUUCAAGCGGAACCGACACAGGAAUACUCGGAACCCGACCAUGGCCUCAGCCCCCAACUCUAACCAGGAGGAACCACCACAGGGCGGCGGGCAGGCAGACCAACCCGCCCCGCAGCCAAGCGAACAGGCGCCCGAUACCAGCAAACAGGACGAUCCCAGCCCGACAGCGGGCAAGGAGGACAAAAAAGAAGCCACCAAACAACCACCAAAGGACUUAGGUGCUCGUCCUAAAACAAAUAUGCCAUUCCGGAGAAAAGGCGCGAAAGACAAGUCCAAGUCUAAGGAGAAAGACAAGGAUAAGGAACGCAAAGGGUCCGACCCAGGCCCCAGUCCCGUAAAGAAGACGUUAUCCAUCAAGGACAAGUUCAGGAGAAAGUCUGACCAAGGAGGCGAGGUUCCUUGUGAGGAGGGACCGACCAGACCCAACAGAAAUGGGUGCGUCUGUACAAGAUACGCCAGGACGGAGGACCAUCCCCUGGGCGCGGGAGUCAUCUUCAGCAGCGCGGACCCGUCCUCGGAGGCCGCCCGGGAGGAGAGUAAGUACGAGGAACUCCCGGAGCUCCCGCCCAAGCCGACACAGAAGGAGCCGCCGAAAGACGAGCCAGCGGACGGGAACGCGUACGGGGAGCGGGACUCGUUUCCCGUGUACGACGAGGAGGAGAUGAUGCGGGAGGUCCGCAGGCGAGACAUCGAGGAGGGGAUCGACCCGCCCCCGGGGUACAACCCGCCCGACAUCACCGACGGCAUCUGGAAAACCAUCGUCCACCACGACCACGAUGAGGUGAUCUCUGACUUCAUCAACCGUAACCUGCAGAAGCUGACGGUGCCGUGGGAGCGGACCCAGGCGGUUCGCGCCGUGGUCGGCCAGUUCAAGCCGGCGCUGCACACCUACCAGAACCAGUUCGGGCGUUUCGAGGUGGCGCAGAAGCUCACGCCGCGCCGCAUCCACACCCAGAUCGACUACAUCCACUGCCUGGUCCCGGACAUGGUGACCAUCGUGAACCAGCCGUACUACUGGGGCGUCAUGGACCGCUACGAGGCGGAGGACGUGCUCGAGGGCAAGCCGGAGGGCACGUUCCUCCUCAGAGACUCCGCCCAGGAGGACUUCCUGUUCUCGGUGAGCUUCCGGCGGUACGGUCGCACGCUCCACGCGCGCAUCGAGCAGUGGAACCACCUCUUCAGCUUCGACGUGCACGACCCGGCGGUGUACGCCGCGCCCACCGUCUGCCAGCUGCUCGAGCACUACAAGAACCCCGACUGCUGCAUGUUCUUCGAGCCCAUGCUGACCACGCCCCUCCCGCGCCCCUUCACCUUCCCCCUGCAGGCCCUCUGCAGGUCCGUCAUCUGCAAGUUCACCUCCUACGACGGCAUCAACAGCCUCCGGCUGCCGGGGUCGCUCAAGGACUACCUGAAGGUCUACCACUACAAGCAGCGCGUCCGCGUCCGCAGAUUCGAGAUGGACAAGCAGCCUGCCAUCAAGAUAACCACAGUGUAGGCCGCGCCAUCUUAGUUCCUUGGUUCAUGCUGAAAAUCAUGCAGUUCAAGAUGUAAACAGAGUCUG
Molecule: messenger RNA, 1940 nt
Organism: Branchiostoma floridae (Florida lancelet)
Lineage: Eukaryota; Metazoa; Chordata; Leptocardii; Amphioxiformes; Branchiostomatidae
Product: suppressor of cytokine signaling 5-like
Exons: 5
Coding region: 369-1874 (501 amino acids)
Biological process (GO): phosphatidylinositol phosphate biosynthetic process; intracellular signal transduction
Cellular component (GO): phosphatidylinositol 3-kinase complex
Molecular function (GO): 1-phosphatidylinositol-3-kinase regulator activity
Source: RefSeq, a predicted model, not a curated record